Lodderomyces oxycetoniae is the source of this 2064-nucleotide messenger RNA. RefSeq names its product 1,4-alpha-glucan branching enzyme (gene GLC3). Gene Ontology annotation, cellular component: cytoplasm. Gene Ontology annotation, molecular function: 1,4-alpha-glucan branching enzyme activity; hydrolase activity, hydrolyzing O-glycosyl compounds; cation binding. The coding region runs from base 1 to 2064 and encodes 687 amino acids. The transcript has a single exon. Gene Ontology annotation, biological process: glycogen biosynthetic process. The record is from RefSeq and is a predicted model, not a curated record. Lineage: Eukaryota; Fungi; Ascomycota; Pichiomycetes; Serinales; Debaryomycetaceae.
AUGUCUCAUUGUGAUAACGAGAAUGCAAAGUUGAUUAAGGGGGUUGUUGGGUUAGAUCCCUGGUUAGAGCCGUUUUCACAACUGUUGAUUAAGCGACAAUUGCAAUUGAAAGAGUGGGACACCAAGUUGGACGCUAGUGAAGGGUCGUUGUUGAAUUUUGCCGAGUCUUACAAGUCAUAUGGUUUGCAUGCUAUUGAUAACGGAGUUGAGAUAUUAGAGUAUAUUCCAAAUGUCGAACAGGUGAGUCUUGUUGGAGAGUUCAAUAACUGGAACUUGGAGACUCACGCAUUGACUAAAAUGGACUCUUUUGGCAAGUGGCACUUGAAAAUUGACGGUGAAGGUGUUAUUCCUCACAAUUCAAAGUAUAAGAUUGCUAUGAAGUUACCUACGGGAGAAUGGAUAUACAGAUUAGACCCAUGGGUCAAGAGGGCUACCUAUAACAAGGAAACCAACUUGUACGAGGGCAGAUUCUGGAAUCCACCCAAGAAUGAAGUUUACCAGUUCAAAAAUAAAAGACCGAGAUUAUCGCAAGGUAUUAAAGUAUAUGAAGCACAUGUAGGAAUAUCAACACCCGAACCCAAGAUUGGCACUUAUAAGAAUUUCACAACCAAGGUAUUACCCAUGAUUCAUAAGUUGGGGUACAAUACUAUUCAAUUGAUGGCGGUUAUGGAGCACGCUUAUUAUGCAUCCUUUGGAUAUCAAGUUACUAGUUUUUUUGCAAUUAGUUCAAGGUUUGGAACUCCUGAGGAGUUGAAAGAGUUGAUUGAUACCGCUCACGGGUAUGGAAUACGUGUGCUUUUGGAUGUUGUUCACUCGCAUAGUUCGAAAAAUGUUGAAGAUGGAUUAAACAUGUUUAAUGGAACUGACCAUUACCUUUUCCAUGGUGGUGCCAAGGGACAACAUGAGUUGUGGGACUCUAGAUUAUUCAAUUAUAAUUGCUAUGAAACAUUAAGGUUUCUUUUAUCAAACUUGAGAUUUUUUAUCGAUGUUUAUCAAUUUGAUGGAUUUAGGUUCGAUGGUGUUACUUCGAUGUUGUACAAGCAUCAUGGAUUGGGAUUUGGCUUUAGUGGUGACUAUAAUGAAUACUUUAAUGAAGAUUGGGUUGACAAUGAAGCUAUUGUCUAUCUCAUGUUGGCAAAUAAACUAAUGGACGAUAUAUCUCAGCAACAAAGUAUAGAAAUUACAACUAUUGCUGAGGAUGUUUCAGGUAUGCCAACAUUGUGCUGUCCUAUUAGUGAUGGAGGUAUUGGAUUUGAUUAUAGAUUAUCAAUGGCGAUCCCCGAUAUGUGGAUAAAGAUUUUGAAACAUUUACAAGAUGAACAAUGGGAUUUGGGUAAUAUAGUACACACAUUGACCAAUCGUCGUCAUGGUGAGAAAUGUAUAAGUUAUUGUGAAUCUCACGACCAGGCUUUGGUAGGUGAUAAGACGUUGGCAUUUUGGCUUAUGGAUAAAGAGAUGUAUACACACAUGUCGAAAUUGUCCGAAUUGACACCAAUUAUUGAUCGUGGAAUGGCAUUGCAUAAAAUGAUCAGAUUGAUUACUUUUGCAUUGGGCGGUGAAGGAUACUUGAAUUUCGAAGGGAACGAAUUUGGACACCCCGAAUGGUUGGACUUUCCUCGUGUUGGAAACAAGGAAUCUUAUCACUAUGCAAGAAGACAAUUUAAUCUCAUUGAGGAUGAUUUGUUGAGAUACAAGUAUUUGUUUGAAUUUGACUCGGCAAUGCAACAUUUGGACGUAUUGGACUCACCACAAGCUUAUGUUUCAUUGAAGCAUGAGCUGGACAAGGUUUUAGUUUUUGAGAGAAAUGGACUUUUGUUUAUCUUCAACUUCAACCCUACGCAAUCAUUUCCUGACUACAAGGUUGGUGUUGAUGUCCCAGGUACAUAUGAAAUCAUCUUGAAUACUGAUGACGAGAAAUUUGGUGGACAUGGAAGAAUUGAAGAUUCAAAGAAUGGAGAAAAGCAAAAGUUUUUUACAAACAAUGAUGGAUGGAACAACCGUGCCAACUCGUUGAUGGUUUAUAUACCCAGCAGAACCGCGUUGGUGUUGAAAAAAGUAGAAUAA